This is a messenger RNA of Pseudoliparis swirei, 2804 nucleotides long. It is a transcript of the gene nptnb, whose product is annotated as neuroplastin b. NCBI's taxonomy places the organism in Eukaryota, Metazoa, Chordata, Actinopteri, Perciformes, Liparidae. Bases 469 to 1659 code for a protein of 396 amino acids. The record is from RefSeq and is a predicted model, not a curated record. Gene Ontology annotation, molecular function: cell adhesion molecule binding. Gene Ontology annotation, biological process: cell-cell adhesion. Gene Ontology annotation, cellular component: cell-cell junction. The transcript has 9 exons.
ACGCGCGCUAUAUUUACACUUUCGUUUUUUAAUCACCGAAGCGUGACCGCGCAGCGCGCAAAUGCGCAUCGGUCUGCGCAUCUUUGAAUCUUCACAACUCCGCCGUGGACAAUCUCUCCCUGACAUCCAGAGACCUUCUCCUCUGCAAUCCGACGGGGGCUUUUUUUCCCUCCCUUCUUCUUCACCGCCUAUGGCCGCGCAUCGGCGUCCCUGAGCCCGCUGGCCUCGUCCCGGAAACCUUUCUACCACCUCCUGCUCCUCGAGGAGCUCUUUGAAUCCGGGCGGAGAGACAGUUUCUUCAAACAUCUUUUAUUUUUUUAUUUUAAAAAAGAACCCCGGUGCUACGCUAUGGGCCCAUCUCUCUAGAUCUUGUGAUUAAUACACGAAUCUCUCCUCCUCCCCCUCCUCCUCCCACCUUCGUCCGACCCCCACCGGGAGACCCAUCGGUCCUCUCGCCGAGCCCCCGCGAUGCAUCCUGGCGCAGUGAUGAUGCCGGCGCUGGUCCUCAUCCUGGGGAACUUGAUGCUGCCGCUCACCUCGGCGCAGAACGCCGGGUUCGUGAAGUCGCCGAUGUCCGAGACCAAGCUCACGGGGGACACCUUCGAGCUGUACUGCGACGUGGUCGGCAACCCCAUGCCGGACAUCCAGUGGUGGUACGCCGAGAUCAACCGAGCCGACUCCUUCAAGCUGCUGUGGGACGGAGCCCGCAAGCGCCGGGUGUCCAUCAACACGGCGUACGGCGCCAACCGCGUCAGCGUGCUCGGCAUCACGCGCCUCACGCUCGAGGACUCCGGGACCUACGAGUGCCGGGCCAGCAACGACCCCAAGCGCAACGACCUGCGGCAAAACCCCGCCACCACCUGGAUCCGCGCCCAGGCCACCAUCUUGGUGCUGCAGAAACCAAAGAUCAGCGCCUCGGACCAGACCGUCCUGUCGGCGGAGAACCCCAGGCAACAAAUCUCGCUGCAGUGCAACCUCACCACGGCCCACACGCCCCACAGGGAGAGCUUCUGGAUGAAGAACGGCAAGGAGAUCCAGAACACUCGGACGGAGCUGAGGAACACGGCGCACAGGAUCGUUAAAUCGCGGGCGGACGAUUCCGGGGAGUACAUGUGCGUUUACACGUUUGCCAUGUCGCCGAAUGCAAACGCUACGAUCGAAAUAAAAGCCAAACCCGACGUCACCGGCCACAAGAGAAGUGAGAAUAAGAACGAGGGGGAAAACGCGAUGAUGUACUGCAAGUCCGUCGGUUACCCACAUCCCACCUGGACGUGGUGGAAGAUGGACGGAACAUCAACCCAGGACAUCGACAACUCCACCGGCCGCUUCUUCAUCACCAUCAGAGACAACUACACGGAGCUCAACAUCCUGCACCUGGACAUCGGCAGCGACCCCGGGACGUACCAAUGCAACGCCACCAACGUGAUCGGGAACACGGCGGAGACCACCAUCCUGCGGGUGCGCAGCCACCUGGCGCCGCUGUGGCCCUUCCUGGGCGUGCUCGCCGAAAUCCUCAUCCUGGUCGUCAUCAUCGGCAUGUACGAGAGACGCAAGAGGCCGGACGACUUCAUCGAUGAUGACGAACCAGCCGCACCGACGAAAACCAAUUCAACAAACAACCACAAGGACAAAAACAUUCGCCAGAGGAAUACAAAAUAAGCAAUUCACGGGGGCAAAAGAAAAUUGCCUAAACUGCAGUUUUUGACAACAUGAAGGUAUCGAGAGGUCGGAUCAGUUUCGAGAAAGAAAAAAAAAGAAGCAUAUAUCGUCUCAUUUCGAUGAGAAACAAUAUCAGCGUAACACUGGCAACAAAGAGAACAUAACGGCUGUCUUAAGCAUGCCUUAUUCAGUCUUUCAGCGUUGGAGAUUUCAGGAUGACGAAUAAUGACGAAAAACCACCGCAAAGGUGUACACAUCUUCAACGUGCCGUUCGAUGUCUCCUUUAUUCCUUUGGUCACACCCUCACAUGAGGUGCUCCCUUUUGUAUUACAUAUCAUGUACAAUGCAUGCAAGAUAAUUACGCAAUAGGAUACUCAGAAUAGACAUUUUCUGUUGUUAUCCCUCGUGUGGCUUUUUUUGCAUCUGAAAUGACCUGUACAUGUAUACGUAUAUAUACAUAUAUUGACGUAUGUAUGUAUACGCAUAUAUAUAUAUGUGUACGAUAGUUUUAUUCUUGAGAAUUUGUACAGCAUAUCAUGGUCAGAUGUUUGAUUUUGUGACACUUUAUUGUGAAGCAAGGGCUUCAAUGGCAGUAUUUAAAUUUAAUUGACAGUUAUUACAGAAAAAUGACUUGUGUUUUAACUAUCUAAACAAAAACGAUAAAAGUGUAUUAUUAUUUGUUUCUUUCCAGAGUAACUUAGGUGUCUUGUAUAUGUUGAAGUAUGAGUGUUCAAAUGAUAGCAAAAUCUUUUGGAAGAAAAAAAAUAUUUUUUUUAAUAUAUAUAUAUAUAUAUAUAUAUAUUUCCCAAUUGUCACAAAUUGGUUUUUAAUUUUCUUUAGUUUUUUCUCUUCUUAACUGUAUAGCAUGGCUAUAAUCCUAUGCAAUAUGUAUUCUUAAAUAGAUAUAUGGAGGGCAGUUUGUUUGACUCAGUGAAGCUUUAAUAUUGUGGGAUGGAAGCUGGCAUAGCAACGUUCACCGCUGUAGCUGCAUGACUCCUCUUUCAAUACGGUGUACCCCCCCAUGUGUGUUGCAGUGGAAAUGGACCUGCGUUAAGGUGGGAAGAGAGGGACCAGAGUAUAUAGCCACAAUCAAACAUAUAAGUGAGACCAAUAUUUUCUUUCUGAAUAAAAAAUGAAAAAUUGAA